Messenger RNA from Lethenteron reissneri (Far Eastern brook lamprey), 6760 nucleotides. RefSeq names its product protein Dok-7-like. The record is from RefSeq and is a predicted model, not a curated record. Gene Ontology annotation, biological process: neuromuscular junction development; positive regulation of protein tyrosine kinase activity. Gene Ontology annotation, molecular function: protein kinase binding. Lineage: Eukaryota; Metazoa; Chordata; Hyperoartia; Petromyzontiformes; Petromyzontidae.
CAGGCGGGAGGGAGGGGUGGGCGAGUGCUUUCGGUGGCGUUUGGGAGUGAGUGAGUAGCGGCAGAGAGAUGGAAUGGACCCGAUCAUCGCAGAGGGCCCUGUCCGCGUGAGAGACACCAAGAAGUGGAAGUCACGAUGGGUGGUGCUGAGCAAACCUUCUCCUGUAGCAGACUGCCUGAUGCUGCUCGCGUUCAAGAGCCGCUCCGAGAGGCUCAAGGGCGCACGGCCGCGGACCUGCGCUCGCCUCCAGGAUGUGUGCGCCGUGAGCACUGGGCUGACGCUGCACAGCGCCGCUCACGUCCUCGCCGUCAGCUGCCCCUCGCUCUGCCUGCUGCUCGCCUUCGAGCGUCGCGACGUCAUGAGCGCCUGGGACGCCCGGCUGCGCUACAGCCUGGGAGAGGCGCACAGCUUCGCGGUGACGCUGGCGCCCGGCAGCCGCCUGGAGGAGGGCCCCGGCACCCUGCACUGCGUGAACCAGACGUGCGCGCUCACGAGGGGGGCGCCCCCCCGCCUGCUGGCGCGGUGGAACCUGCCGGAACUGCGGCGCUACGGCGCCGUGCCGGGCGGGUUCGUCUUCGAGGCGGGGUCCCGGUGCGGUGCAGGGGCCGGCGUGUACUUCCUGUCGAGCGCCGAGGGCGAGCAGAUGCACUUUGUGUUCGACUGCGUGGCCCGGGGCCUCUCUCCGUCGCACGCCCCGUUUGGCAUCAAGCCUGCCCUGCCAGACCUGGGAGGAGGAGGGGAGUCGCGUCGCAGUGACAGCGUCAACAAGGAGACGCAGGAGCUGGAGAUGAGACUCAGCCUCCUGUCCCUGGCCAGUGGGGAUGGCAGCCCAGCCUCCAGCCUGCCCUCGUCCUCGCCGCUAAGCUCCCAGCCGAGUCUGAGCGAGGGCCGCUCCACCCCCAGCGGCCUCAGCGACGACGCGUCCCUCCCGCCGGCGGGCAGCGCGCUCAGCAUCUCCACCACCACCACGACGUCCUCGUCGUCGUCGUCGUCGUACGGCGAGCCGCGCCGGGCGAUCGCCGCCCGCCCGUGCGCCGCCGCGGACCGCGACCGCGCCGCCGGAAAUCCUGCCGGGGGGCGGUCGCAGAACGAUGCCGCCGGCGCGUCGCGGCUGUCGCGGGCGCAGCAGCUCAGCUCGCUGGAGAGCGGCAUCGGCAGCGGCAGCCUGGACUCGUCGUCGCGCGGGAGCGUCGCGUCCUCGUCGUCGUCGGGCUCGCGCUGCGUCGCCGGCGCUCCCCGCCACCCCUCCCCGCGUCCCGACGCUUCGGCCGGGGGCAACGCCGCAGCGACCUCCGUCGACGCCCUCGUCGGCGACGGCAUCGAUGGUGGCGGCGGAGCAGCCGGCGAGCGUUCGCGCGGCGGUGGCGAGAGAGACGACGGGGCUGAUGAGCGGGCGACGCUGCGUGACCGCGACUCGCCGCGCGACCCGACCUACAGUUCGCCCCGGCCCCUCGUCGGGCAGGGCUGCAGCUGCCUGCGGUGCUGCGCAAGUGCCGUUGCGGCUACCGCGAGCGCCGCCGCCGCCGCCGCGAGCGAUGACAAAUCCUCGACGCGACAUCGCUGCCGGGCGGACGCGGACAGAGCGCGCCCGUUCCUGCGCCGUCAGCCGCUGGCGGCGUCGUCGUCGCUGGACGUGCCGCCGCGGGAAGCCGCCGAUUCGGAGUCGCCGCGAGCGGCCGCGAUGCUCCAGACGCGCUCGCUGAGCCACGACGUGCCGCAGUCCAAGAUGAGCGCCGAGGAGUUCGAUUGGCUCUCGCUGCUGGCCAAUCAGGAGGUGCGGCGGGGCCUGGAGCCGCGCGGCGUCGUGGGAGGCGGGCGUGCCGCCACCCUGCCGUCGGACGGCGGCGCCGGGGACCGAUCGGCGGCGCGCGCCGCGCCUGGGCCCUACUUGACCUUCGAGCAGUGGCGCAGAGCGACGCUGGAGCCGCAGAGGAGGCCGCAGCGCGACGACGAGACGGGGAGUGUGCCCAGUCCCCUGCGCAUUGUGGAGAGAUCCGUGGACCCUGGAGACCUGCAGGAGACAAACGCGGGGCUGAGAGAUGCGGGGCUGAGAGACGCGGGGCUGAGAGGCGCAGGAGCGCAAGGCUCGGAUCGAGCAUCAACGCUGACUCCAGUCACCCGUCUGUAACCGAGCGGAGCACGGGGCGUCAACACAGGCUCGCGCCGGAGCCGGCGGCACAGCGGGAGAUCGCAGAACACAGGAGGACGGGGGGGGGGGCAGGAGGACGAGGAGGAGGAGGGGGGGACUUUGCGGUGGGAGGAAAGAACUUCACGGCUGCGUUGGGCGCACACAAUUUUGUUGGGGGCAGGGGGAGGCUGCUGAGGUAGUCGGGGACCAGUGGUGGCUUCUCGUUGGGGGCCGGUUGGGGCCAUUUGGGGGGCCGGUGGCGCCAGUUGGGGCCAGUUGGGUUGGGGGGGCGGUUGGAACCGGUUGGGGCCGGUGGGGCGGCUCAUCCCCCCCCCCCCACCUCUCAUUCGCCUACUCCCCCUCCUCGCCUCCCCGACCUUACGUGACCCCGCCAGUCCAACUGCCCACCAGGAGCAGCCACCGCUUUGGGACAUGGGCCGCCUUGGAGACGCGCACGAGGAGGGCUCAGAGGUCGCAAACGGGUUUUGAUUCCUUACCCGUACCCGUACCCGGCCGCACCAGGGUCGCAAAUGGGUACCCGUACCCGGCCGGGUACGGGUACCCGUUCCCUACCCGUACCCUACCCGAAAUGAGUGACAAACGGUUACUCACCAGUGACUCACGGCCUACCCGGCUACCCGUACCCGGCCGGGUACGGGUAGCCAGGUAUCGGGUAGGGUACGGGUAUCGGGUACCCGGUUGUGACCUCUGGGAGGGCUCCUUGCCGAGAGGGGGCCGCGACGUUGCGUGCUGCCGCAGGUCACGCCAGCGAUUCCGCCCGGCCCCUCCGACGCUUCUCUUUCCGCUGUGCAGUUGCCGCAGGAGACAAAGCGGUUGGGUUUCUUUUUUUCCACUGCACAAGCCGAACUGUGCCACUGGCUUCGCAAGCCUCCCACCCCACCCCCCACUGCUUAACGCAAAGCGAAAUUCAGGUGUCCCGUGAGGCCGGCGUAGCACGGUUUGGUGUUGGCUCGGCACGGCAAAUAACCGGUGGGAAAACACCGCGUACCAUGCCAUGAGGACCCCCCCCCCCGCCAUCCCCCAUGGCUCGGCUCUGAUGUGCAAGUGGAAAAAGAAUGGGGGCGUAAUUCCCUCCAAGCACCAGCCUCACCUCUCGCCCGCCGUUGCCUCUCCGCGACCAACAACCAACCAACAACAAACUCUACCUCCCGAGAAACAACACAACACAAUCCUCCCGCCGACGACGACGUCAAACUUUCCAUUCCCGCCCUCUCCACCGUCGGCAUCCACCCCUGGCUUCUGGGCCUUGCCCUUUUCUUUUUUAUACCGCGGGUCACGGCCUUGACGUUGCUUGGGCCCCCGUGGGGGAGAUGCCAAUUGGAGGGGGGGGGGGGCAGGAGGGGGGCGGGGAUGGGGGGAGGGGAUGGGGGGGGGCGUCUCGCUUUGAAGAGCUCCGGUGACAGAAGCAGCGGAAGCUUUGAGCUCCCCCCCCACCCCCCCACCCCCAAAGUCAUGGUUUACGACAAAGGUUCACGUUUCCAUUAAACGUGUGUGGGCGGCCGUGUAGUCAUGGAUGGGUGGAUUAUAGAUAUAUUCCGUACGUGUGUCACUACGGCUCCAGUCUUCUGUUUUUUUUAUUGUUGUGUAAAUAAAAACGGGCGCUUUAUGCUGCUGCGCUGGCCACGCGUUGUGUGCCGCAGAGGGCAAUUGGCAGCACUAUCCGUUGCUGUCGUUGUACUCCACUUCUGUGUUUGCCGCAUCUCUGCUCCCCAGUAGGGCUCGGUUAUUCUCGUGGAAUAUUUUCCAGGCGCCGCCCCCCGCCCCACGAACGGAGCUCAGCCCCGGACAGCUCCAGCUGAGAUGACCCCCGUGCCGCCAAGGUGACCCCUACCACCCAAAUGGCUGUGUGUGGGGGGGGGGGGGAUACCCUCAAUAGCAGCGGUCCUAACCUUUUUGGCACCAGGGACCGGUUUCGUGGAAGACAAUUUUUUCACGGAGCGUGGGGGGGUCAUCAUUGAGUAUUUCCCCCUUUUCAAAGAACCUCUCCAGCGACGUUUGUUUUUUACUCAUUGUGGCUACCAGGGGUUAGCAGCUUGUGGGCUUACCAACACUGACUGAGACAAGUGUGCAGUGUGGGCAAGAGGCGCGGACGGAAGUGGUAAAUAAAAUAUUGGGGGUGGGCCACGUGCAGACACACCGCUCACCACUAUGCGGUGUGUAGAGUGUGUACACGCGCGGACUCACGGCUCACCACGAUGCGAUGUGUAGAGUGUGUACACGCGCGGACUCACCGCUCACCACGAUGCGGUGUGUAGAGUGUGUACACACACGGACUCACCGCUCACCACGAUGCGGUGUGUAGAGUGUGUACACACAUGGACUCACCGCUCACCACGAUGCGGUGUGUAGAGUGUGUACACACACGGACUCACCGCUCACCACGAUGCGGUGUGUAGAGUGUGUACACACACGGACUCACCGCUCAACCACGAUGCGGUGUGUAGAGUGUGUACACACACGGACUCACCGCUCACCACGAUGCGGUGUGUAGAGUGUGUACACACACGGGCUCACGGCUCACCACGAUGCGGUGUGUAGAGUGUGUACACACGCGGACUCACCGCUCACCACUAUGCGGUGUGUAGAGUGUGUACACACGCGGACUCACCGCUCACCACUAUGCGGUGUGUAGAGUGUGUACACACACGGACUCACCGCUCACCACUAUGCGGUGUGUGGAGUGUGUACACACACGGACUCACCGCUCUCACCUCCUGCUGCUUUGCGGCCCGGUUCCUAACAGGCCACUGACCGGUACCGGUCCGCUGCCCGGGGGUUGGGAACCCCUGCUCAAUAGGGCUGUUCGUGUCAAUAACAAUAAGUCACAGUAAUUUAAUUAAUCUAUUUACCUCCUUUGUCAAUCCACUGCUGGAUAAAGACGUCUCCAAGCUAUCAGUUAUGGGUGGGAGUUGCUGGGGGCGGGGGGGGGGGGUGUUUUGACCAUACUUCUCCACGCUGGUCAGUUGUCGGGUUCGUGAAGCUGAGAGCACAGGUUUAGAUCCCACUCUCAACUCGUGUUAGCCACGGCUGGGAAUUGAACUCUCACUGGCCAGGUUCACCGCACGUGCAGCUGCUGUAUUAACUAUUCAUAUAUUUGGCGAGCGGACUUUGGUGGUGGAUCGUCAAUAAACCCAGAGCGUGUUGAAUUCGAUCCAAACAUGACAACAGAAUUCCACGUUUCUCUCACGACUGGGACUGCCUCUGACUCCUCCGUGGUCUCCACCAAAGACAAAGUUCCCCCAUGUAGCCUCAACAGACUGUUAGGGCAAGUGCUGUUAGCGAGCACCUAUGAAGGCCGGCACGGCACACGAGGCGGUGGGUGGCUAGCACCACGCCCGGCUGCCUUUGUCUCCCCAGUGGCGAUGUUUUACACAUCGCACCAGGUACUCAUUUGGGGUUGAGUCGACCUCGAUGAGGCCCAGGACCGGCUCAGAUAAUUGUCACUGGUGUUGGCCGUGAGUGGAAUUCGUACUUGGGAUCGCCACAGUUCGUAGCGUAGCGCGCUAACCGCUUCCUCACCGUUCCUCACCACUACCACAGCCACCACUACCACAGCCACCACGACCACAGCCACCACGACCACAGCCACCACUACCACAGCCACCACUACCACAGCCACCACUACCACAGCCACCACUACCACAGCCACCACCACCACAGCCACCACCACCACAGCCACCACCACCACAGCCACCACCACUACCACAGCCACCACUACUACAGCCACCACCACCACUACCACAGCCACCACUACCACAGCCACCACUACCACAGCCACCACUACCACAGCCACCACCACCACAGCCACCACCACCACAGCCACCACUACCACAGCCACCACUACUACAGCCACCACCACCACUACCACAGCCACCACUACCACAGCCACCACCACCACUACCACAGCCACCACGACCACAGCCACCACGACCACAGCCACCACUACCACAGCCACCACUACCACAGCCACCACUACCACAGCCACCACUACCACAGCCACCACCACCACAGCCACCACCACCACAGCCACCACUACCACAGCCACCACUACUACAGCCACCACCACCACUACCACAGCCACCACUACCACAGCCACCACCACCACUACCACAGCCACCACUACCACAGCCACCACUACCACAGCCACCUCCUGUUCAGAUCUGAAGUACCCAACUCUUUAUCGUAUUGCGAGGCCGACGGACAAAUCAUUCCUGCGUAACCCUCCGUGUCACAAAACACAUUUAGGGAACAGCUACGUCCAUAAACCAAAAUCACGUUCUGAGAGCAUAUCGUCUUUAGCUCGGCUAUUUUCUAUUCAGACGCAUUUAUUUAUUUAUUUCUCUUAGAUCGUGAUGUAUUUAUUUUUAUUACAUUUUGUUGGGGUCCGUCAACGUCUUGCUGCUGCUGCUGCAUGUCGGGUAACUUUCCAUAUCCGGUCGCGUCAACGUUUUACGUCGUGUUUAUUUUUAUUAUUAUUCCUAUUUGUGUCUCGUAUACUUUUGAAACAUUAAUUAUACAUGUCCUCGCUCUCACGGCGCUCCUAUCACACACGUGGGUUUACAAAUGCGUAAGUUGUAAAUAGUCUGGAGAGCGCAAUAAAUGCCUCGAGCG